Penicillium atrosanguineum is the source of this 1830-nucleotide messenger RNA. RefSeq names its product DNA-binding domain-containing protein. The coding region runs from base 1 to 1830 and encodes 609 amino acids. Lineage: Eukaryota; Fungi; Ascomycota; Eurotiomycetes; Eurotiales; Aspergillaceae. The transcript has 2 exons. The record is from RefSeq and is a predicted model, not a curated record.
AUGGAGCAGAUGCCGCGCUCGGGUGGCUCGCCAUUUAAUUUUUCCUCGGGCAAUGAUCCAUCCGAUCCAGUCUUCCAACCACUGGGAUUGAAUUUGGCCAAAGCAUUCCCGGAGCAGUUGGAUUCAACUGCUCAUUUCAAUACAUCAUUUCAAAGACUCUCCACGCAACAAAAUGAGUCUUCAAACUACAUAUAUGACCCUGGUUUCUUCGAGAUCCCGUGGGAACGGAAUGUCACCACCUCCUUCAACAAUGAUGAGACUAUCGAUCCCCAUGAGAGGCAGUCAUUUCCAGCGGUGAACAGCGGACUCUUCGCCUCACAGGCGGAUGUUCCACUAGCUCUCCCCACCGAGACCGAUUUACAUUCUCAACACUCGUAUUUGGAUUCGAUGAACCAUUUGACUGAGUCUAUCCAUCGUGCACAUCUUGAGCAUGCCGGACCGAACUUCCCUGUGCCAAAUGCAGCCCCCAAUACAGGUCUUCCUAGAAGACGAAGUCGAUAUCUGAUCAGAUCUUCCCAGAGCUCUGGGUCUCCCAUCUUCAUUCCAAGUCAGGCCGACAGUGACCUGAACCCCAUGCAGCGGUGGCAAGAGUCCCCUCCGGAGGACGAGCCAGCCUCCAGGUCUGCGAUCAUCAGUGCUUUAAGGUCAUCAGAGCGGAGAGAUAUGAAAAUCGGGAGCCACGGCGCCUUUAAUGGUUAUCGACGACCUGCCUCACUGGCCAGCUCCAAUAGUGACACCAGCUUUUCCUCCCAUCAAUCAAUUCGCUCAACUAGAUCUGAGGCAUCAUCAGCAACGCAAGAAUCACAAAAAACGCAACGCCGCAAUCAAAAUCGAGUUCGAAAGACCGGAAAAAGAAGAACGGCGGCUAAAGAUGACACAAAUCGACCGUUCUGUUGCACUUUUUGCUGCGAUAAAUUCAAGAGCAAAUACGAUUGGGUCCGUCAUGAGAAAUCCCUUCAUCUAAAUUUGGAAGGUUGGGUCUGCGCUCCACAUGGAGGAUUUCCAAUUUCCCCAUUGACUGGAAGGCAACAUUGCGUCUUUUGCUAUUGCCUGGAGCCCUCUUUGGAACAUCUUGACGAACAUAACUACGGUCCGUGCUCGAGAACACGGCGCACUUUCCGGAGAAAGGACCAUCUUGUUCAGCAUCUCCGAUUAGCUCAUCGGCUUGAUAAAUUACCAGUCCUCGAUGAAUGGAAGACUGGCUCUGUCGAAGUGACCUCUCGUUGCGGCUUCUGUGAUCAUCGCCUCGAAAGCUGGGAGGAACGUGUUGAGCACCUGGCGGCGCACUUUAAGAAAGGACUGACAAUGCGCCAUUGGCAUGGAGAUCACGACUUUGAGCCGAGUAUUGCCGCACAAGUGAUGAACGCGGUACCGCCGUAUCUUCUUGCAUCCGAGUCCAUUUCAAUGGUACCCUUCUCAGCCACGAAUUCCAACAGCAAAGACCACCUUGCUCAGAUCUCCUCGCGAGCAGAUGGAGCAAAUAUUCGGGCGGAGGGGAGUCCGAAAGAGAGCGAGCUUCAGGAGAAAGAUGAAAGCACGGCUAUGUUGACUAGUUCUCUUGAACAGUUGCAAACCAAUAACGUUCCUCUGAACACUUUCUUAGAAGUUGUUACUAUGCACCUUGGCCAGUUCGCUCGGCAAAAUAUGAGUCAGGGUAUCAUACCCACGGAUGAAAUGUUCCAGCGGGAAGCUAGACGGGUUCUUUACGAUUCAGACGAUCCUUGGAAUCAGACGUUUGCCGAUAACCCUGAGUGGAUUUCCAACUUUCGGCGGAAUCAUUACAGGCAGAAUCAUUUCUCUAUGGAGCCUGGGGGGCAUUCAGAUCAAUAG